CCCUCCUCUUCCUCCUCUCCCUCCUCCUCCAACUCCAACGCCGCGUGAGCCUCCCGGGGGCUUCUCCACAUCGGCCUCGUCCCGCGUCCCCUGGCGGUGCAGGACGCGCGGCUCUCCAGGACGCGGAGACUCAAACAACAACAACAACGAAAGCAAGGAGUUUCAGCAACUCUGUUUGGAGCCACGUGGAGAGAAAAUCCACAGUUCUCCCAACAAGGACUCCAAAACCCCCCUUUCUGUGGAAAACUGGAACAGGAAGGGAGCUGAUGGGAGGGAGACAACUUUUGAGUGGAUGAAAGUGAAAAGGAGUCAGCAUCGGACGGGCAGGAUGAACGUGACCUCUGGCUUCAGCGUUGUCGCCUCAGAUCUCGGUGAUCUCGGCCUCUGCCCGGACGGCCACCACCACGCCGGGGUCCCCAGGACCAGCUACAGCACCAAGCAGCUGACCGAGUUGGAGAAAGAGUACCACUUCAACAAGUACCUGACUCGAGUCAGGCGGGUGGAGGUGGCUCGCGCCCUGCAGCUGAGCGAGACGCAGGUGAAGGUCUGGUUCCAGAACAGACGCAUGAAGCAGAAGAAGC
This is a messenger RNA of Austrofundulus limnaeus, 581 nucleotides long. RefSeq names its product homeobox C1a (gene hoxc1a). Gene Ontology annotation, biological process: regulation of transcription by RNA polymerase II. Gene Ontology annotation, molecular function: RNA polymerase II cis-regulatory region sequence-specific DNA binding; DNA-binding transcription factor activity, RNA polymerase II-specific. Gene Ontology annotation, cellular component: nucleus. The record is from RefSeq and is a predicted model, not a curated record. Lineage: Eukaryota; Metazoa; Chordata; Actinopteri; Cyprinodontiformes; Rivulidae.